Molecule: messenger RNA, 1574 nt
Organism: Prosopis cineraria
Lineage: Eukaryota; Viridiplantae; Streptophyta; Magnoliopsida; Fabales; Fabaceae
Product: growth-regulating factor 4-like
Exons: 4
Coding region: 184-1134 (316 amino acids)
Biological process (GO): regulation of DNA-templated transcription; developmental process; DNA-templated transcription
Cellular component (GO): nucleus
Molecular function (GO): ATP binding
Source: RefSeq, a predicted model, not a curated record
ACAAAUAAUAAUAGAAGAGCGCGAGGGGAAGGAGGCAAGAAAAAGAUCUCUCACUCGCAUCUCUCAGGUCGUUCUUGUUCGGCUACCUUAAUCCCUUCCAAUCAAUCAUGGCCGCACUGCUUUUGUCUCUCUCCCACUCCGAGUAAGCAUAAGAACGACCACAACAAGAACAAGGACAUCGAAAUGAACUCUCCGCCGAUGUGGACGGCGGUCCAGCCACCGUUCACGGUGGCGCAAUGGCAGGAGCUUGAACACCAAGCUCUCAUCUUUAAGUACCUCAAGGCUGGACUGGCCGUCCCCCUCGACCUCCUCGUUCCUAUUCGCAAGAGUCUCGAAUUGAUGCCGCCAAAGCUCGUUCAUCACCCGUCUUUGGGUUAUUGCUCGUAUUACGGGAAGAAGAUCGACCCAGAGCCGGGCAGGUGUCGAAGAACGGAUGGGAAGAAGUGGAGAUGCUCGAGAGAUGCGCAUCCGGACUCCAAGUACUGUGAGCGGCACAUGAUACGCCGUCGUUACCGUUCAAGAAAGCCUGUGGAAUCGCAACAAGCUGCUUCUCAGUCUUCGUCCAGUUCUGCAUCGGACGUUGCUGCUUCUGGGAGCAGAAGUGGCUCUGGAAGCUUCCAGAGCUUGCCCUUGCACGGAAAUGGUGCUCGUGAGGAUUUGAACCUUGGAAACAACUUAUCACAGCAGAUACAGUCUCUUCCCGGUGAGAUUAGCAGGAAAGAUUGCAGGUUCGGGCUGAAUUCUGAGGCAGAGGAGCACAACUUUUUGCAGAAAGGCUUGGGAAGCACAAGCUAUCUUGGUUUUGACUCUACCUCGGACACCAUGUGGUCUCAUAUCUCACAAGUUCCCUCACAACUUGUCUUGGAGUCAAGAAAUAGUUCUACUAUUGUUAGCAGCUGCUUCCAGCUGGGGACGAUGCGGGAUGCUGAGCCAUUGAACAUCAAUGCUGCAAGAUCAAAGCAACAUUUUUAUGGUGAUCAGCUAAGUUUGGCAGGGUGUUUGAAACAGGAAAAUCAGUCCCCGCUGACUUUCUCAACCGACUGGCUCUGGAAGGACUCAAGCUCCCCCUCUGUUGAGUAUAGACCCAAUAAGGAUUCUAGCUGUAACCCUGAUAGUAUGAAUCCCUUUCAGUGACUGACUGGAGGGAACUGUAAGGGGAGAGAGAGAGAGAGAUAGGUGAGUCACACUGAUAUCUUUUUCUCUUCACACUUUUCCUCCUGCAACUGGAAGGGAUUUGGGUUGAUGUCAGUGUCGGUUAUGGUGGAUCUUUUAUGGUUACUUCCAAGGAGUAUGCUUGUCCUGUGCAUAUUGACUUUCCCGGAAGCAAACCUUUGAAAUCACCUCACUACCACCCUCCCUCCCUUCCCUAACCAAAGGAAAGCUGUAUAAAUAAAUAGAAUCCCUCAGGCAGUGAUAUGUUUUUAUGGUUCAUCAUGCAGAUACUCAGGGGAAUUGAGGUUUAAUUUCCGAGCACCAAAUCUGUGGUUAUAUCAUUGUUGCAUGUGUUUCAUGGAAUUCUACUUUUUAUUAUAUGUAAACUUGGGAUAUGUGAUUACUUUUCCUAUGUUCUGUUA